This is a messenger RNA of Mercenaria mercenaria, 2366 nucleotides long. RefSeq lists its product as uncharacterized. Bases 261 to 770 code for a protein of 169 amino acids. Gene Ontology annotation, cellular component: cell-cell junction; membrane. NCBI's taxonomy places the organism in Eukaryota, Metazoa, Mollusca, Bivalvia, Venerida, Veneridae. The transcript has 3 exons. The record is from RefSeq and is a predicted model, not a curated record. Gene Ontology annotation, biological process: cell-cell adhesion.
CUAUAGCAUCCAGCGGGACACUAAUACUCAAAAGAAAAAAAUUCCUCACGUCAUUUACCUGUUUCUAUGGACAAUUAAUAAGAUGCUGUAAACAUAUAUAAACAAACCGGUAAAUGUGAAAAUAGCUGGCAAAAGGAAAUAAAUAACAUUACAGAAAUAAGGUGAUCAACCGAUCAAACUUUGGGAGUGCGACGAGUUAAAUUCUUUGAUAUUUUCGUAUUCUAAUUUUGGUCACGUACUUUUUUGAAGUUUAAUUUAAAAUGGGUUUCAGUGAUGCGACACUUUUUUUAAAGAUAGGAUUCGUUUUGCUGAUAGUUGCAUUAAUUCUACAGCUGCUAGGAAUAGCCCUGCCGUUCUGGUAUUCGAAAGACUACGGCAAUUACGAAAGCUAUGGUGGACUUUUCAGGGGGUGCCAUGAAUCGUCAAGUUCGAACACUAAAAUAUGCGCUACGUGGAAAAAUGUUACAGACUGGUGGGCUGCAGUGCAAGCUUUUAUGCUGAUUGGAUUCUUCUUGAUCAUUGGGGCGCUUGUGCUAAGUAUAAUUGCUGUUUUCAUCAAGAGUGACAUGAAAAUACUAAAGCUCAUCUGUUGGAUCCUCUGUUUCUGUGCGUGUGGAUUUAUCAUAAUCGGUAUCAUCAUCUACGGGGCGGAGGCAAGCAGUGUCUAUGCAGAAUAUUCAGGAGCGUUUGCAGUAGCCAUCAUCGCCGGAAUCAUUUGUCUAGCCGCCGGCAUUCUGGUUCUGCUGGACUGGAUGGGCAAGACCAUGUAAAGCAUUCAGUCUGGCAGUCGUCAUCAAAUUUUAUUAAUCACAAGUACCUUGGAAGGAUUUCAGUAAUGUAUACAGCUGCAUUGGCUUACUUAAUGUCAUCGAUUAAAUUACAAUAAUCAGUAACAUCAUCUCUGUAAUCUGCUGAUUUAAAUUACCUUUCCAGUUAUUCAUGUUUAUUUAUGAUUUCUUUGAACAUAACCAACGACGGUGAGUCAUUCAAAAUUCAUUCAAAAUGAAAUAAGAAAGUGAUAGUGAGUAUACAGAAAUACUACAAACGAAUCGAGAAUAUCUUAGAUAAUUGAUAAAUUGUGGUAACAUGUACAAUUGAAACUGAUUAUCUAUCCAACGUACUUGUGAGGUCGUCAUUUUUAUAAAGUGUUACUCUUUUUUGUACAUUUCAUCGUAGACGCUUGAGUGAUUUCCCUUUAGUUUGAAAGUGAAUGAGUCUGUGAUCAUUAAAGCAACUCAUAAUUUCAUUUAUAUUAAAUCACAUAUAAUAUGAACGAGAGGCACGCCUUAGGGUGAAUUAAAUGUAUCCAUUUUGAAAUAAAAUCUGUUACAUGUAUUGUAUCUUAUUUAUGAAUGGUUUAAUGCAUGUUUGUAAUGGAGAAAAAUGUACAAACUCACUUUUAAUUAAUUGGUUAAAGAGGAAUAACUCUGAGAAGACUGGCAGAUUUAGAAGUACUAUAGUUAUAUUUGCUGAACUUCUCGACAGUGUAUAAGUGAAGCACAGAAAAUUUCGCUUUAGAUAAUAAUCUACUACUGUGCGAAUUGAUCAACUUGUGUAAGUGAAGCGCAGAAAUUCUUAGAUGCAGCUUUAGAUAACAGAUGCAGCCUUUUGCUUUAGGUACUCUACUACUGUACGAAUUGACUAACUUGUGUAAGUGAAGCGCAGACAUUCUUAGAUGCAGCUUUAGAUAACAGAUGCAGCCUUUUGCUUUAGAUACUCUACUACUGUACGAAUUGACUAACUUGUGUGAGUGAAGCGCAGAAAUUCUUAGACGCAGCUUUAGAUAACAGAUGCAGCCUUUUGCUUUAGAUACUCUACUACUGUCCGAAUUGACUAACUUGUGUAAGUGAAGCGCAGAAAUUCUUAGAUGCAGCCUUAGAUAACAGAUGCAGCCUUUUGCUUUAGAUACUCUACUACUGUACGAAUUGAUCAACUUGUGUAAGUGAAGCGCAGAAAUUCUUAGAUGCUGUCCUUUUCUUUAGGCAAUAUACCUUUGCACAAAACGGAAGUAGAAAUAGCAAGUGUCGGGAAUGAAUGCUGUUUUGAAGCUGUUGUUAUUUUCACAUUUUCGCACAAUGUAACCUGGGUAUAGCAUAUUAUAAAGAAUAUAUAACACUAUCAAAUUCCGAACGAUUGUGUAACGAUACUAUAUGGUCAGUAUAUACAUAUUGAAGGUCACUUUUAUAUGGUUUCUAGUCAAGUUAUCUAAUACGCGACUCUUGUUAGUAUUUCAAUAAGAUAAUCCUCGUCUCACUGUACAUAGUUUAUUGUGGUUACUACUGCAUAAUGCUAGGGUUUGUAUUAUUUAUACAAUGGUGUGACAGACUGUAAGACUAUUCUUUUAUUUACUGAAUAAACUCUACUAC